AUGCCGUCCACGCCUCGCUCUUCCGCGGUGAACUCCAUCACGGUAGCGGUUCGGAAGCGACCCAAAAUCACGGGAAAAGAAUCGGAGGAGAACGACGUGGUGCGUUGCGAGGCAUCGACCACUGUUGUUGUGUACGAGCCGAAGACUAAGCUGGACCUGACCCCAGUCAUUGAGCCUUCCGUCUUUAGUUUUGACCAUGUCUUCGACGAGGCGGCGAACAAUGCGGAGGUGUACGAGACGUGCUGCCGCCCGCUGCUGCAGGAUGUGAAGAGCGGCAAUGGCGCCGUUGUGUUUGCGUUUGGGCAGACAGGCAGCGGCAAGACGUACACGAUGCUGGGCUGCGCCGCGGAGGUGUGUCAGGGGCUGUACAGCUUCACCGUCACGGACCUGCUCACGACGUGUGCGCCGUGCACGCUCGCUGUGAGCUUCUACGAGGUGUACGGGUCGAAGCUCUUCGACCUGCUCAACAGCCGCGCGCCGGUGAAGAUGCUGCAGGACGAGGCCCGCAACAUCCAUAUUUUAGGCCUCACGGAGCGCGAGGUGUCAAGCGACGAGGAGGUGCGGCAGCUCAUGUCGGAGGGACAGCUGCUGCGCGCGAGCGGCGCCACUCAUGCGAAUGAUCGGAGCUCGCGCUCACACGCCGUGCUUGAAAUUAGGGUGCGACUGCAGCGUGGCGAGCUCUCAUGCGGGCGCAUCACCUUUGUGGACCUGGCCGGCAGCGAGCGGGCAGCAGACACCGCCGACACCGACAUCAAGGUGCGGCGCGAGGGGGCGGAGAUCAACAAGUCACUCCUGGCGCUCAAGGAGUGCAUCCGGGCCAUGUCGCUCCGCAAGCGACACAUCCCGUUCCGCGCCUCGAAACUGACGCAGAUACUGCGCGAAAGUUUUGUUGGCCGAUGUAAAACAUGCGUGAUAGCCAACAUCUCGCCGUGCCAGCGGCACUGCGAGGACACGCUGAACACGUUGCGCUACGCCUACCGCAUCAAAGAGCUGAAGGGCCCCACGGGCGAGGCCUUGGAGCGUGAGGCGCCGACGCCAUGCGUCAACUGCGGCCUGCCUGUGUUUGCCGGCGGUAGGCACGUGUGCCGGCGCCUCAACGUGCAGUGCCCACACUGUCGGCAGGAGAUGGACAAGAAGGACCUCGAGACGCACCUUACCGAGUGUAAGGAGUGUCCCUUACACUGCCCACACUGCAAUGAACUCCUGCUGCGCGGAGAGCUGCUGCGCCACAACCGCCGUUGCGCGCAGUAUCCGGUGCGCUGUCCGCUCUGCUCGAACCAAGUGCAGCGCAAAAAUAUGGAGCGGCACACGCUGUCGGAGUGUAGUGCCGCCAAGGAGAAGUGUCGCUACUGUGGUGUGCAGUUCCCUCGCUACGCGCUGGGUCCGCACGAGCUUGAGUGCGACAUGAUGAAGCUCGCCUGCCCGUACUGUCUACGCUACAUCCGCAGGGGCCGCUUCGACGCACACGCGGCGGAGUGCGUGAGGAACCCCUGCCGGAAAUUGGCACCGACACCGCAGCGGUCCGAGUCGAACCUGUCGUGUGCCCCGUCCGUGGAGCAGCGGCGUCUAGGCGCCGCGAAGACGCCGCGGCAGUCAAAAAUGGGGCGGGAGUUUUCUGCGGCCCCGGACGACGCCACGCCGGAGGCGGACGUGGAGACGAAGUGCCCGUACUCUCGCUACGGCUGCACCUGCAAGAUAUCACGUGCGAGCCUCGCCGCCCACCUUGCGGAGGCGGUGGCGACGCACCUGGACAUGGUUUCCGUUUACGCGGAGCGCAUGGAUGUGGAGAACGCGGCUCUGCGACGCCUUGUUGUCUCGAAUGGCAGCGAGCGCAGAGAUACGCAUUAG
This is a messenger RNA of Trypanosoma grayi, 1848 nucleotides long. Its product is annotated as putative MCAK-like kinesin. Gene Ontology annotation, molecular function: zinc ion binding; ATP binding; microtubule binding. The transcript has a single exon. Gene Ontology annotation, biological process: microtubule-based movement. Bases 1 to 1848 code for a protein of 615 amino acids. The record is from RefSeq and is a predicted model, not a curated record. NCBI's taxonomy places the organism in Eukaryota, Euglenozoa, Kinetoplastea, Trypanosomatida, Trypanosomatidae.